CAAGGCAGUUCUUUAGGCUAAAAGAAAUACAUGCAGUACACAUGUACUUGCACAAGGACGGACCUAAAAUUAAUGGUCACCACCAGAAAAAUGGCUACUUCUUCCCUGAUCGCCAGUAAAAUUAAUAGGCCAAUGGCCGGGAGGAAGCCCAUGGCUAAACCCAUCCCAGGGGGCUGAGUUGCUUGCAAAACCAAAGAGAAGUUGGUGAGCAUUUUCUCUAGUGCCCAAGACCACAUCCUUCAAGUUUUCUUGCCAUCCAGAUCUAGUAAGGAAGGAGGAAGAAAAGAGAAGAGAGGGAGGGAAAGAGAGGAAGAAGGAGAAAGGGGAGAGAAAGGAGAGGGAGAGAAACGGACCAAGACAAGAGUGGGAGAAACGGGCAGGGACCAGGCUGGUGAAAACAAUUGCGCGCCAAGCCACGCCCCUGUUUCCCAGGUAACCCGGUAAACAGACCUUCAUCUGCUUUUCGUCACUGAACUCCGCUAGGUGUGAAUUGGUAGGCAGGAAGCUGUGGGCAGGGAGUCCGAGUGGAGAUGUGUUCUUUCGUGAGAGUGGGGUCCCCUAAAGGUUUGGGGCACCACAAGGGAUUAGGAACUUCCCUUGAGACAGGUACAGCUUUCCCCUUAGGGAUGAGUGCCGCUGGAGGAAUGAGGGUGUCUGAGAGGAAAUCUCCCCAGAGCAUGGAGGUUGGUCUCACCCACGAAAGAAAGGAUGACUUAGGAGAGAGGGGAGUUCUCAUGGGAACAAAAUCUCCCACGGAGUUAAGGUUCAGAGUGGGAUUAGGAAAAGAAGAUUCCUCAUGUAGGGAGAGCCUCCUGGGUAGUAAUAAAUUUGAGGAGAGGAUAGCAUCACCAGAAACAAAAUCUCCAUUGAGCAAGGAGCUUGAAAUGAAAUUGAAAAGACAGAAUCUUUCUAGGACCCUCCUGGAGAGUAGUAAUUUAGGAGUAUCUGGGGUCUCAGCCUCCCAGAAAACAAAAUCUUCUCUAGAUAUGUUGCCAGGAAGAAUGGGCUUAGAAAAUGAGUGUCUUCUGGGAAGGUGUUCUGGAAGGAUAAUACAGCCUCACUCGGGCAUGGUAUGCGAAAGUCCACAGGCUCUAGGGAGCAGGAGAGGUUCUGUGGCUGGUUCCUCUGAAGGGUUAUGGGCUUCACUGGGGAAGCAGCCUACUUUGGAUAUGGAAUCUAGACAGGAACUGGGAAAAGAGACCUGUGUGGUGGUGAAGCCCAGUGCAGAGAUGAAGCCUCCUGUUGAGGUGGACACUGGUCUACCCAAACUAGAAGAACCAGAUAAUACAGGGCCCCAAAUAGACUUGGUGAUAGAACCUUCUGAGAGCCAGUUUGCCCAACAACCUGAAGAGAGAGAGGAGGCUGAAAACACUGAACCAGGAGUAGAACCUCCAGAUCGCAUCAGACCCAUAUACUCUGGGAAAUUUUUUGAUCGGAUGCCUUGCUGGCCAAGUGCAGGGAAAGUUAUUCCUAUUGGACACAGAGUUGCCACGUGUUUGACUGAAAAACUUCCUAGGCUAAUUACUCCACCUGAGGCAAAAAAAUUUUUCAACUAUAGAUAUCCACCUGCUGGAGCUGAAAGAGUAUUUUAUGGCAGAGCAAAUGAUCCCCCAAUUGCUCCUUAUUUGACACAUGGAAUAAGAUCUAAAAUUUCGAUACCGGCAAAGGUAUUGAUCAACCCAGAGCCUAUAACAACAUUUCAACAGAAAAUUAAAGAUAAAAAGGAAUCAGUAUAUUUUAGCAAUCAAUGGGCACCACUAGGAAAAUCUCAUGAUCAAACGCCAGGAUUACCUAAAGGCCUGGAUUUACUCAAUACGACAUUUGGGACAACAGUCAUCAGAGAAUCAUCUGCUAGAGAUGUAGUGAAUCCACCAAAACCCUACGAAGAAGUAUUUAAGGAAGGAAAGGAAGGACAUGAUCUGUAUAUUGUUUCUCACAAUGAUUAUUAUGUGGGAGAAGCAAAGAACCGAAAGUAUAACCCAUCAAGUUUCCAUAGAUUUAACUUGUAUGGGGUCCCAACACCACAUUUUAAUGAUGGAAGAGCCAUGGCAAAAACUUUAUAUUGGCUCCAUGAGCUACAAAUGAAAAGAGGAGCUAAGGUCGUAUCCAAGAGAGUUGAUGAUUUCAAAGAAAAGUUUCAACAUAAACUUGGAAGAGUUUUAGAUCCCAUUGCAGAAACAAUGAAUGUUCCCCCAGACCACACAUUUGGAGCUUGUCUCCGUGCUGAGGAGUAUGGAGCUGGUGAUCUCAUCUAUAACAGACUUCCGGGUGAAUAUCUUCAAGGCAAGGAUAGACAGAGAGCCCUGAUUGCGGCGGUGCGACAUCACUUGAAGAAAGUUAACUACCAAAACUUUGACACUUUGUUGGCAGCCUUCAGGCACUAUGAUAAGAAUGGAGAUGGGGUGAUAGAUAAAGCCGAGCUUCGGGAGGCUUGUGAACAGGUCAGCUUGCACUUAGAUGAGAAGCUCCUGGACCAGCUAUUUGACUACUGUGAUGUGGAUAAGGAUGGGCUGAUUGACUACCUAGAAUUUGCAAAUUUUCUUAACUGGAAGGAUAAAAUGCCUCUUAAAGAGUAUGAAGAGAGGGUCAUUAUUAAAGGUAGAAAACCAGAUUGUACAAACCCUGCUGAGGCUAAUGUUGAAGAAUCUGAACCAACUCUCCUGAUAAAGCCCGAAGAUAUUGUCUUAAAAGAACCAGGGAGCUCAGAAAAGACUCUCCGGACACUUCUGAGGCCAAGUGACAAAGUUUCUAAUCACUAUAAGACAACUUCUUCUGAGAUCAGUGCGGUUGUAGGAGCUGUUCCUUCUACUUGUUAUCCCAUUUAUGGUGUUCCAACCAUUCGGUCUGAUAUUCCUGCCCCCCGAAUUCGUCGUAUCAGUGAUAGAACUAAUUAUGGUGAAGAGGGCAAUGCCUAUUCGUUACUACAUCCUUCCAUCUUUGGCCAGAAAGGAGUGUUUGAAAGAGACUUCUUCAAGACCAGGUCAAAAAAAGAGAUUGCAGAGAUAUUAUAUAAUAUUGGUGUCAAGCUUUCUGAUGAAGAAUUUGAAAAUGUAUGGAAUCUUGCAUCAAAAAAACAUCACAGAGGAGAAGUUUGUGUUGAAACCAUCAGAAACGUUCUGGAUGAGCUACAACAUGCAGACUGGGUCAAGUGUAAAACAACCAUGUGAUAUUUUUGGAGUUCAUUCAUUUAAACAAAAGAAUUGUUAAAUCUGCAUUCAUCAAAAAUGUUCAGUCCAUUCUGGUUUUAGAUAUUACAUUAGAAUUCAGCAAUCACUGUAGUAGGACUCCUAUGCCUGUGUGGGUUGUUAAUAAAUUUGAUUUGGGGUUUUUAAGAUUUAUUGUUUUCUGUAAAACACCAAAGAACCUGAUAAGCGCUUAGAGUUAACUCUUUACCUUACCAAAGGCCUAGUUCAGAAUGAUAGGGGACAUUUGUAAUGUUUAGAAUGCUUAAGAAGUGUAUGCAUUUUAUUUUUUUUAAAGAUAUUAUUUAUUUGUCAGAGAGAGAGAGCACACAGGGGGAGGGGCAGGCAGAGGGAGAAGCAGGCUUCCCCGCCGAGCAGGGAGCCCGAUGCGGGACUUGAUCCCAGGGCCCUGGGAUCAUGACCUGAGCUGAAGGCAGACACUUAACCGACUGAGCCACCCAGGUGUCCCAGAAGUCUAUGCAUUCUAGUUGGUUGACUGAAAUUCAAAGUCUAGUUUGUGAUACCAGGUUGACAAAAUUUUGCUUUCAACCUUUUGUUGUUUUUCUCUUUAGAUGUCACUAUAACAGAACAUAAUAAGCUUAGCAAGUUUUCAGUCUCUGUUAGCAUCUGAGGAAAACAAAUACAUACAGGGAGCAGGAUUCUGAUAACAAAAGCUGGAGUUCCAUCAAUGACAGAAUAGUCAUUAAUUUUGAUAUCUUCCUUUGGCCAUUUAUAGCAGCAUUAUCAAUAAUAGCUAAACUAUGGGAACAGCACAAGUGUCCAUCAACUAAUGAAUGGAUAAAGAAGAUGUGGUGUAUAUAUGU
Molecule: messenger RNA, 4006 nt
Organism: Zalophus californianus (California sea lion)
Lineage: Eukaryota; Metazoa; Chordata; Mammalia; Carnivora; Otariidae
Gene: EFHB
Product: EF-hand domain family member B
Exons: 13
Coding region: 531-3167 (878 amino acids)
Molecular function (GO): calcium ion binding
Source: RefSeq, a predicted model, not a curated record